Messenger RNA from Pistacia vera, 522 nucleotides. RefSeq lists its product as uncharacterized. The transcript has a single exon. The coding region runs from base 1 to 522 and encodes 173 amino acids. Lineage: Eukaryota; Viridiplantae; Streptophyta; Magnoliopsida; Sapindales; Anacardiaceae. The record is from RefSeq and is a predicted model, not a curated record.
AUGACAAUAAGUGCUAUUCCUUCGAGUUAUGAACCUCCAAUUUAUAAUCUUUCCCAGAAGCACCAACCCGAGUUUAGUGGUACCAAUGACCUGGCUAUAAUAGAGGAGUGGUUAGAGAUUGUAGAGCGGGCGAUGGCCCUGUUUCCUAUGAGUGACCCAAAAAAGGUUUGUUAUGCUUCCUAUUUGCUAAGAGGUGAUGCCAGGAUAUGGUGGCAAUUAAUGGAGCAUACUUAUGUGGUGAGUGCUCUUUCUUGGAGUGAGUUUAAAAGGUUGUUCGAGGCAGAAUAUCGGUCAGCUGAUAUGAUAUCCACAAAGACCCAGGAAUUCACUAAACUGAAACAAGGGAAUAUGAAAGUUAGGGAGUCUGCUACCAUGUUUAAUUCCCUAGCCCGAUUUGCUCCCACCAUGGUCAGUACACAACAGUGCCGAUUAGAUAGAUUUGUUAAUGGAUUGCACCCCAAAGUUGCCCAGAUUACGAUGGUGGGUGGAAAGCCUCCUAAGACUUACAGCAAGGCCUUAUAA